CUGAGUGGUCAUGCAGUGGAUCAUAACUUGAAUUCCUCUCAAGCUGUUGCUCAGAAAGUCGUACCCACGCUUGCAGCUGGGGUUUCUGUUUUUGUGAGCAAUUACACGAUCGGUGGAAAGCCUCUCUAUGCGGUCAACGGAGCUAAGAUAGCGACUCCAGAUUAUAUGACUACGAAUGGGAUAAUACAUGUGAUUGAUCGCGUAAUUUAUCCACUUGCCAAAUAUGAUUCUGAGACUACGCUUCAUGCUGCUGCACCGGUUACCGAUGGAUUUUUUCAACCGGAAAAUAGAAUGAUGCUGAACUUGCUGAAGAAUCCAGGAUUUACACUAUUCGCGCCGUCGAAUGAAGCCUGGUCUAGGGUUCCGUUCAACAUUUUGGCAAACCUUACGGAUGCUCAGUUCGGAGUCCUGGGACUAAUGCAUCUUGUUGGUCCGGAGUCAGCCGGUCUACAUGGUCCGCUCUUCUCUCCAGCGCUAUUGGCAAGCAGUCCCACAAACCUCGUCUCGAUUCAUUUGACGGAUCAGAUCUUCCUUACUCGGUGGGUCAUCAAUCCGAGUGGGUCAUAUUUAUGGCGCAGCGAACCUGAAUCACUGAGUCGGAAUUGCAAUGCGAGCUUGCGUCACUCUGUUGGCAGUUGCGUAUGUCGGCUGGUCACUGAAAUCGUCAUCCGCGUCAGGGAUCCCGGAUGA
Notodromas monacha is the source of this 690-nucleotide messenger RNA. The record is from the annotation of a GenBank genome assembly. NCBI's taxonomy places the organism in Eukaryota, Metazoa, Arthropoda, Ostracoda, Podocopida, Cyprididae.